CAGACCAUAUUUCAGACAAAGAUGUACUAAAGUCAUUGCACUAUAAUGUUUCGAAGAAAAUUAAAAACGAUGUUUUAAUUUGUUUAAAGUUUCAGUGUUUUUCAGAGCUUGUGGGGAUAAUAUGUCCUUAACUAAGCUCUUAAAAGCACCUAUAAAAUUGUUCAGGAAGGACAUAAUAACCUUCGUAAUAAUUCGGAGAUAUGACUUGGGAAUUAUAGAAGAAAAACUUCGGUACAUAGCCGUGAAGCCCUCUUCGUCGAUAUCUGUUCUGCGUCACAAAGUAUGGAUCCUGUUGGACUUGCCCGAUUAUUGUGAAGAAGUGAUCGUUCUAAAAUCACCCAACGAUGUGGAAGUGCCGCUUACUGACCUACGGAAAGGGAACGAUCCGCAGCACCCGUAUGUUUUAGAAGUAUGGCUGCCUUCUAAUAGGAUGCAGUCCACAACAACAGUACAUAAUAAUAUGCUAACUAUGGGCGACAUGGUAAAUCACACGCUGAGUAAAAUAAACACCGACAACGUUGCUGAAGAACCAAGCAAAUCCAAAUUCAACUCUAUUGCUUUACCAACAAUGGAAGAAAUAAACGAAACACUAGAAAUAAAUAAACACCUUACUGAAACUCAACGAAUAAAUUUAAGUUAUGAAAAUUUCAAAAAAUCUGAUGUCUCAUGUAGGAUUUCAAGCACCUCCUUGUUCAAACUCAACGGAAGGAAGAGCCGAGACAACUUUAUUAACGUGUUGUUAAAAAUUCAAAGUGAUUUGUGUACUUUAAGCAACAAGCUAUCGCACCUGGAAACGCGAAUACCAAAUUAAAUAGUAUUUUGUUUGAUUAAUAAAGGGUUUGGUUUGGACACUACU
This is a messenger RNA of Manduca sexta (tobacco hornworm), 856 nucleotides long. RefSeq lists its product as uncharacterized. The record is from RefSeq and is a predicted model, not a curated record. Bases 122 to 811 code for a protein of 229 amino acids. The transcript is spliced from 4 exons. Lineage: Eukaryota; Metazoa; Arthropoda; Insecta; Lepidoptera; Sphingidae.